AUGGUCCCCAGCCAGCAGAACGCUCGCUCCAAUCCACAAUCUGCCACCUCGCAGAGACGGUACAGUUCGUUCGAAGGAUUCCCCGGCUAUUCGGUACAGUCCCAUGACGCUCACUAUUCGCCUGCAACAUACGGCCAAUAUGCGAUGGCGGGCUCGCUCCCAGGGGCUUACCAGAACCCGAACCUCUCGAAUGAGCCCGGCUGGGUUGCUACUGUGCUGGAAGAAAUAAAGGAUCUUUUAAUUCUGACCGACGCUGGCGGCCGCAUAACUUAUGCCUCCCCAUCUGCGAAGCAGAUCACUGGCCGUGCAGCUAGACAGCUUGAAGGCACUGUCCUCGCCCACCUCAUUCAUGAUGACGAUCAGGCUGUUCUCAAGCGGGAGAUGGACAAGGCCAUCGCAAGAAAUCGGACCUUUCGCACGCAUGUGCGGCUUCAGAAGACCAGCAGCACCUACGCGCUGAUCGAGAUUUACGGACACCCCCAUAUUGCCCAUCCGAACGAUGCUCAGCCGCGAAUCACGGCUUCCCAAGAGCGCUGUCUCGGAUUCUUUCUCAUGUGCCGGCCCCAGCCGACCAAGAGCAGUUUACUCCUCGACUCCUUCCUUGAACAUAAGAUUGAGAAUGCGCGCUUAGUGCAGCAGAUCGCCAAACUCAAACAGGAAGAAAAGGAAGCGACCGAUGUAAAUCGUACACCCUAUACCAAUCGCGAUCCCGAAAAGACGUACCUGGAGACCCCCUCCGCCAUCCACGGCAUCCUCAGCGACCACGAAUCAAGCGAAACAGUUGCGGCAAAUUCAGAAGAUUCGGAAGGCAGUCCCGUGCCAGACCAUUCCAACGACCGAGCCCCCUUCGAAGGUCUUUCACAUAUCAGUGGGAUUGAGGUUAUGACGGGUUUACACUACAGCGAAGGCGAGCGGUCCCAGGGCAUUAGUACGGGGGCUUCUCAAGGCCGUUUAAUUCAAUGCGAUAUCGAUGUUACCACAUCCGCGGACCAGGCUCGAAGUGUCCAGGAGGGGGAUCGGCGGAAGAGACUCAAGGGGCAGCAUAUCUGCAGCGACUGCCAAACAGCCGACUCGCCUGAGUGGAGAAAAGGGCCCAACGGACCCAAAACCUUAUGCAACGCCUGCGGAUUACGGUGGUCCAAGAAAGAGAAAAAAACGCCAAGAGUCCUCUUGAAACUCGAUUAA
This is a messenger RNA of Penicillium chermesinum, 1185 nucleotides long. Its product is annotated as GATA transcription factor LreB. Gene Ontology annotation, biological process: regulation of DNA-templated transcription. Bases 1 to 1185 code for a protein of 394 amino acids. The transcript is spliced from 2 exons. The record is from RefSeq and is a predicted model, not a curated record. Gene Ontology annotation, molecular function: zinc ion binding; sequence-specific DNA binding. NCBI's taxonomy places the organism in Eukaryota, Fungi, Ascomycota, Eurotiomycetes, Eurotiales, Aspergillaceae.